AUGGAAGCUUUCAGUCUCCUUAACUACUGGAAAAACAAUGGUGGUGUCUCCUCCGGCCUUAGCUUCCUCCCUCACUCCUCCGACUCUUCUUCCCGUUACUCCGGCGAAGCCACCACCAUUGUCACCUCCGUCUCUCUCACCGAAACAGAGGACGAAACCGCCGACAACGACGACGACGAAGGACCAUUCUUCGAUCUCGAGUUCGCUGUUCCCGUAGAAGAAGAAGACGGCGACGGAGAAGUUUCCGUCUCCGACGACGAUAGCAACGGAGAAGAACCUAGAGAGAGAGAUUCCGAUUGUACGGACGGUGGUUGCGAGUUCAAAUUCACGCUCUCGUCUUGCUCCGGCGGAGAAGACCGAGUAGAUCCAGACCUUGGUGACGGCGACGAUGUUUACUUCAAGGGACAGAUUGUGGAGGAGGUCGAGCCACCGUCUACCGGAGCAGAGCAGACAUGUUCCGUCAAAGCUCCGGCGGCGCAGUUAUCGGCGUCGAUUCUGAAAUCCGCCACGAAGCUCCGUGUGUUCAUGCUCGGGAUGAAGAAAUCGAAGCUUACCCAGGCGAAAUCGGAAGCUAAUCUCGGAUCUGGGGAAGUUCCUCCUCCUCCGCCGUCACACUCGCCGGAAUCGCAACAGAAAAGUACAAUUUCAGCGAAUUUGAAAGCGGAAGAGGUGCCGAUAAGUUCUCUGUUCACGAGAGAGAACAGCUCUAGAAACUCGUCAUCGUCGUCUUCUUCUUCGUCGUCUUCCUCCGUGAAGAAGCAAAACGGCGGCAGCGAAACCACCAUUUCCGAAGAGAACCGUUUCGUGAUGAUGCAGAAGUAUCUGAAGAAGGUGAAGCCGCUUUACAUCCGAGUCUCGCGUCGGUACGGCGAGAAGCUAAAGCACUCCUCCGGCCAGUUAACUUUCGGCUCCUCAGCUCCGGCGAAGAAAACGGAAUCUCCGGCGGCGGUGAGGACGGCUCAUAAACCGGGGAACCUCAGCAUCAACAUUCCGGCUGGUCUUAAAGUAGUGAGAAAACACCUCGGAAAAAGCAGAUCUUCGUCAUCGACGACGACGACUCCGUCGUCUACGGCGACGACUGUUACGACGCCGUCUGAGUCAAGGAGACGCGACGACUCGCUUCUGCAGCAACAAGAUAGCAUUCAAAGCGCCAUUUUACACUGUAAAAGAUCUUUCAACUCCUCUCGAGAUAAAGAUCCGUCGGUGUUACCAAGAUCAGUGAGUGAUCCUUCCUGUUGA
Messenger RNA from Microthlaspi erraticum, 1239 nucleotides. Lineage: Eukaryota; Viridiplantae; Streptophyta; Magnoliopsida; Brassicales; Brassicaceae. The record is from the annotation of a GenBank genome assembly.